AUGUGCUGGCUGCUGUACCAUUCGUAGUCUGAACUUUGCACUGCACUUGAGGUUGGACUAGCACACUCGGGACUAGCACACUCGGCAAAUGCAACAAAGUAUCUAAAGGUAUAUUUUGCAACAAAGAGGAUGAUGGCAACAUCCGUGAAAUUGAACACCGGUGCAGACAUGCCCAUUCUCGGUCUCGGGACGUGGAAGUACCACUCCCACCCAGCUAAAGUAACUGAUGCGGUGAGGGCGGCCAUAGCUGCAGGCUACAGACACAUCGAUGGGGGCUUCAUCUACCAGAACGAGACAGAGGUGGGAGAGGGAAUUCAUGCCAUGGUCAAGGAGGGGGUGGUGAAGAGAGAGGAGCUGUUCGUGGUCAGCAAGCUGUGGUACACAUUCCAUGGGAAGUCUAUGGUGAAAGAAGGCUGUCAGAAGACUCUCAGUGAUCUCAAACUGGACUACCUGGAUCUUUAUCUGAUACACUGGCCCAUGGGCUUCCAGCCUGGAGAGGCCCUCUUCCCUACGGACAGCAAUGGAAAUAAUAUUGACGAUGGGUCCAAGUUCCUGGAGACAUGGGAGGCUAUGGAGGAGCUGGUGGAUGCUGGACUGGUCAAGGCUAUCGGUGUCUCCAACUUUAACAAAGACCAGAUUGAAUCCAUCCUGAACAAGCCAGGCCUCAAGUAUAAACCUGCCAACAACCAGGUUGAAUGUCACCCCUAUCUGAACCAGGAGAAGUUGAUCAACUACUGUCACUCUAAGGGCAUCUCUGUGACCGCCUACAGCCCCCUGGGUGCCCCAGACAGACCAUGGUUCAAACCAGGGGACCCUUCGCUGCUGGAGGAUCCCAACAUCAAGGCCAUCGCUGAGAAGCACAAGAAGACCUCUGCCCAGGUCCUGAUCCGCUUCCAUAURCAACGGAACACGAUUGUGAUUCCCAAGUCUAUCACCCCCACACGUAUCCAGGAGAAUUUCAAGGUGUUUGACUUUCUGUUGAGCGAUGAGGAAAUGAAGACCAURCUGGGCUUUAYCAGGAACUGGAGAGUCUGCCCAAUGAAAGGGAGCAUGAAGCACAAGGACUACCCAUUCAGUGCUGAAUUAAGGAAACAGUGGAUUCACAAAGUUACAUCUCUGAUGUCUGCCCUCUCUCUGUUCUUGUUCAGAUUCAUUCUUAUUUCUCCCGUUAAGACAAUGUGCAGAAAUAGCCACCCUUGAGCUAGUUUCUUGCGAAUACCCUCUUGUGCUAGCGAAUACCCAUACAUACUGUGAUUUUAGUAUUUGUGUAUUGCACUAUUGUAUUUCUCAUGAGAUAUACACUCUGACCUAUARUAUUGCCUUCUUUCAUAGCCUAAUGCACAAUGGUCAUUAUUUUUUCAACAAUCAUGGAAACAUAAUUUGACAUAGGAUCGAUAUUAAUGAAGUAUAAAAAAGCUUUUGGUUUCUGGUUUGAUACUGUAGCAAAUGCAAGGUGCCAGAUUUCCUAACGCACAAUACYGUGUUUGUGGCUUCUCA
Messenger RNA from Salvelinus sp. IW2-2015, 1497 nucleotides. Its product is annotated as aldo-keto reductase family 1 member B1-like. Gene Ontology annotation, cellular component: cytosol. NCBI's taxonomy places the organism in Eukaryota, Metazoa, Chordata, Actinopteri, Salmoniformes, Salmonidae. The record is from RefSeq and is a predicted model, not a curated record. Gene Ontology annotation, molecular function: aldose reductase (NADPH) activity.